CUCCCUUCUGGAGUAGUGGGAGGAGUCUAGUGGCUUCCCACUCUGUCCUGUGCUUCGGAAGCAGAUUACCUCCGGAGACACUGAUCACCCGACAACUGUGGUGGGUGACAACAGUAAGUGAGUGACAGCUCUCGGACCUGGACGGCGUGAGCGCGAUGGACAGUUUGUAACUUUGCUUUUGUAGUGGAACGUCAAGUCCACAUUCACGGACCAAACUACGUACGGGACUAUGCCCAGUGCCGAUACAAGUUCAUCAGAAGUAGAGAGAUAUAACAUCUGCGGCGAAAUGGCGGAGCGUGGCAGCGAUGGUAACAACAUCCUCAGCCUCCCGGUACCGAUGCGGCGGGGGGGCUCUGAGUCCAACCUGGUGUCUGACGGGGGCGAGGGGGGCGUGGGCCUGGACUUCACUAAGGGCCGUCUGGCCAUCGACAGCCUGCAGCAGAAGAUACUCAAGGUGACGGAGCAGAUCAAGGUGGAACAGACAGCCAGGGACCAGAACGUGGCAGAGUACCUCAAACUGGUCAACAACGCUGACAAGCAGCAGGUGGCACGCAUACGCCAGGUGUUUGAGAAGAAGAACCAGAAGUCUGCCCACAGCAUCGCCCAGCUUCAGAGGAAGCUGGAGCAGUACCACCGUCGUAUGAAGGAGGAGGCCAACGGGGCCAAGCACCCGCCCAGGGAUGCCCGGGGGGAGGGGGGCAAGGAGGGCCAAAAGGACGGCAGCCUGCGGGACGUCAGCAUGGCCAGCGCGCGCAACCCGGCAAUGGACAAGGUCAAAACCAUCGGCCCCGGGGUCUCCCUCUCGCCCCCCUUCUUCUUCAACAAGUCGCGGGAGUUCGCCAACCUCAUCCGCAACAAGUUUGGCAGCGCCGACAACAUCGCCCACAUGAAGAGCUCCAUGGAGACGGGGGCGGGGCUCCAGGCAGAAGGCGGGGCCCGGGCGCUGAGCGGCAGCGCCACCACGAUUGCCAAGGCCAAGUACCCCAGCGACGACGAAUGUUCCACGGGGACCUCUGUGUCGGCAGACUCCAACGGGAACCCGGCGGGGGGGUCGGGGUUAGGGUCAGGGGGUGGGCCGGGGAGGUCAGACUCUCAAGCGAGGCUGGGGGAGGUGCUGGAGGAGGUCAGGGAGAUUAGGGAGGCCCAGGCACAGCUGGCCGAGGACAUGGAGUCACUGAAAAGCCAGUUCAAGAGUGACUACAGCUUCAUCACACAGACACUGCAGGAGGAGAGAUACAGGUUUGAGCGGUUAGAGGACCAGUUAAAUGACCUGACAGAGUUGCACCAGCAUGAGACCAGUAACCUGAAGCAGGAGCUGGCCAGCAUCGAGGAGAAGGUGGCUUACCAGGCCUACGAGAGAGCUAGGGACAUCCAGGAGGCUCUGGAGUCGUGUCAGACGCGUGUCUCUAAGCUGGAGCUCCAGCAGCAGCAGCAGCAGACGGUACAGGUGGAGAACACAGACGCCAAGGUGCUGCUGGGGAAAUGCAUCAACAUCAUGCUGGCCAUCGUCACGGUGAUCCUGGUGUGCGUUUCCACGGCGGCCAAGUUCACCGCGCCCCUCCUGCGGAGCCGCAUGCACCUGGCUUUCACCUGCAUGGGUUUGUCCCUACUGGUGGUCAUCUGGAAGAACUGGGAGCACCUGCAGUGUGCCCUGGAACGCAUGCUCCUCCCACACUGAGCUAGACUCCUCCCAUGUUAAGCUAGUCUCCACCCAGUCUGAUUUUGUCCCCCUCACACUGUGGGUUUGGCACCACCCAUACCGAGCUUGCGACUUUGGAACUCUGUGACGUUGUCAUAGUGAUAGAUUAAAUGGGGCGGUGUUUACAAUGUAGCCUUACACCCCACCACCCUUGUGUCUCUCCCCCUCUCUGUCUUUUGGAGUUUGGGCAGAACUCCUUGAGGGAAAUUGUUUCCAAACGGUGCCAGUGUGCCACUACAGUACAAAUUACAGGAAAGCAAGACUGACCAAUCAGAUGGUGGCUACAGAGGAAGCAGGACCAGUCACAUACAGUAUUAUUGCGGACACUGGUCUUUGUGUGGUUGUCAAUCUCAAUAGGACAUUGAACUGCACUAUACAGGUGGUAAGCUUUACGUAUAACCUUUAUAGGGGAAACAAGGGGUCCCUCGAUUGGUUCCCUGUCUUUUGCGGAGUCGUACUUACGUCACCUUAAUUACACUAACACACUGACAGUAUUAAAGACCUCUGGCUCUGAUCCACACACAGUCUCACUCCCACCCCCCCAAGCCACUAUGAUACACAUUCACCCACACUCACACUGACAGGAAUGAGACUUGUGUGUCAGUGUAUGUACAGGGGGUGGGGGUGUUCUCCAUGUGAGAGAGCUUUGUCUGUGUGUACCUGUACUGUCAAGUGAUGAAAUGUUUUAUAAUUGAAAAAAAAGAGACAAAGGACAAUGUUUCUUUUUUAAAGUGUAAUAUUUGUCUGAGUGUCCGUGAAGAGUGGUUAAUUUUUUACAAAGGAAUGGUAAUGAACUGCAGGACUGCCUCUUGUUUCUGUGUACUGGUAUGCGGGUUUGUGGAUAAAUGGUGUCUUAUGUACUCUAUAGUCUAUUAACAGAUGCAGUGGAACUGCCACAGGUCUAGUCUAUAAGGGGUGAAUUCACCCCAAGAGUUAUGUGUUCUCUCUCCCAAAGGAAAUGCAUAGACUGACCCUUUAGCCGCUAACAUGCUAACUGUAUGAGUGAUAUCCUCUGCUAGUCUUUGAUGAAUCUGGGGGGAGGUAACCUCUGACCUGACACACAAACCUCAUUUCUGAUUCCUCCUUUAAUAUUGAUGAUAAUGUCAUUGUUGUGAAAUAGGAAUUAAGCUCUGUUCAGAAUGGGCUGAACAAAGGAUUUGACUUCUACCAAAUGGUUCAGACAGAUUUGAACACAUUUUAUUUAUUUUCUCUGAAAUGUUUAAUAUUGUUGAGCCUUUUUACAAUGAGAACAAAAUGAACAUUCUAAAUGCCUUUGAUGCUAUCGUCUGAUUGGACGAUACCCCUGUAAGCUACUUAUCACUGUGAUGAUGAUGAUGUGGGCCAGGCCUAAUUGCCUUUUCAAUGCAGCUUCUGUGUUAAACCUGAUAUUUUCUGUGCUUUGGUCUCUGCCUCUUUUAAAAAGCCAAAUGUGGGUUGGUUCUAUGUGGCUGGUUGGCACCUUGAGUAAUAUAGUAUGUCAUGUCCUGAACCAUUGAUAUUUACACAGAGUUCCGGCUCUAUCCCAAAUCUAUCUAUUCCCUGUCUCUGUGUCUGGAGAGAGAGCCAUAUCCCAGAUUCACAGCCCAGGGACAAUAAUUCCGGUGUCUAGAUUCCGGUAUGUUAUCCCCUCGGAGUAGCAUUGCACAUUGUUGGUUUUAAUCUAGUUGUGGUUUUCCAAAACACAGUUUUUAAAACGAGAACAAAAAUAAAUCUUCCUUUUCUAGAAA
Molecule: messenger RNA, 3426 nt
Organism: Oncorhynchus keta (chum salmon)
Lineage: Eukaryota; Metazoa; Chordata; Actinopteri; Salmoniformes; Salmonidae
Product: transmembrane and coiled-coil domain protein 3-like
Exons: 6
Coding region: 230-1678 (482 amino acids)
Cellular component (GO): endomembrane system
Source: RefSeq, a predicted model, not a curated record